GUUGACCAACACUAUUUCUUUGUGGGGGCGUUUCACAAUUGAAAUUCAGUUUUUUUUUGUUGUUGCGAAAAGGAUAAAUCGGCCUGGACAUGCUCGUUCUGGUACUCGGUGAUCUGCAUAUACCGCACCGCUGCAGCAGCCUACCUGCCAAAUUCAAGAAGCUCCUCGUUCCGGGUCGUAUCCAUCACAUUCUGGCCACCGGAAAUAUCUGCACCAAGGAAUCCUAUGACUAUCUCAAAUCGCUGGCCAACGAUGUGCACAUAGUGCGUGGCGAUUUCGAUGAGAAUCUCAGCUAUCCGGAGCAAAAAGUGGUAACAGUUGGACAAUUCCGAAUCGGUCUCUGCCAUGGCCAUCAGGUGGUGCCUCGCGGCGACCCGGAGGCAUUAUCACUAAUACAGCGGCAACUGGAUGUGGACAUCCUAAUCACCGGCCACACGUACAAAUUCGAGGCGUACGAGCAUGGUAACAAAUUCUACAUUAACCCGGGCUCGGCAACGGGAGCAUUCAAUCCACUGGACACAAAUGUGGUACCUUCGUUUGUCCUGAUGGACAUACAGAGCACGACGGUGGUGACAUAUGUGUACCAGUUGAUUGGCGAUGAGGUCAAAGUUGAACGCAUCGAGUACAAGAAGAUCUAACUGAGUAUUAACACGCCAUUCCCCGCACCCGCAACCCCUUAAAACUGAUCUUGGCUUUAUAAUGAAAAUAUAAUUGUAUGUAGAAAAUAAUAAUAAUAAUA
Molecule: messenger RNA, 739 nt
Organism: Drosophila willistoni
Lineage: Eukaryota; Metazoa; Arthropoda; Insecta; Diptera; Drosophilidae
Gene: Vps29
Product: vacuolar protein sorting-associated protein 29
Exons: 1
Coding region: 90-638 (182 amino acids)
Biological process (GO): intracellular protein transport; retrograde transport, endosome to Golgi
Cellular component (GO): retromer complex; endosome
Source: RefSeq, a predicted model, not a curated record